AUGAGGUGGAAUGCGUCCGAUUUUUGGCGUUUCUGGGCGUCAGAAGCCGGGCGGAGGACAGCCGGAACUCUAGUCGGGGUUGCCUCGGUGUCGGGUGCGCUCCUUCACAUCAUUCCUCACGGUCCAUUGUACGAGGAGUAUGCGAGCAUUUUUCAAGCCUACUAUGAAGGAUUCCCGGUUUCCUUACGUCCAGAAGUUAGAGAACUGGCCGAAAAAGUUCGAGAUGAAGUGGCCGCGAGUACUAGCGAUAACAAUGUUAAAUUCUACGUCAAUUGCGGCUUUGAUCCAGUUACAAUCGGCUCCACGAAGACAAGAUUCGGAGCCACUGUUGGACUUCCUUACAACAUCAACUACGUCUCCACUGAAGAUAUCAACCGUGUGGAAUUGAAUUUGAACGAGAAAUUGUUCCCUUCGUCGUCAGCUGAGGGGAAGAAAGUUCUAGAGACGCUGAUACUCUCGAAGGAUGCGCAGAAGUUUUUGAUCGCUCGGGAGCUAGAGAUCGCGCAUUCUUACCGCGUCUGGAUCUCUGCAUUCAGCACCGCAGGAAUCAUAUUCCUCGUCUAUCUCUGGUCUCACAAGUUCAACAAGCAUUUGAAUUUGUUCUCGAGAUCCUGGAAAUGGCGAGCAACUUUGUAUACUAUUCUAACCGCCAUUGCGCUGACAAUUCGAAUGCUCCUCGGUGAUUCUUACAGGAAUCGUUUAGAAAUGAAGGCGGACAAGUUCGCUUCGGAAUUAGGUCCGGAUUUCGCUGCUGGAGGAAAGGAAUAUUUAACGAAGUGUCUGGAGAGGAAUAAAAUGCUUCGGGAGUUGUUGGGAGACGAUGGAGUGAAAAAGUACACGCCGACUGGAAACGAAGUGGCCUUGGUGCGACAGCAACAACCUCCUUUGACUCAUCGCCUGGAUGUGAUGCAGAAGAUUGUUGAGAAAUGGCAGGAGAAGAACGCAGUUGUUUCGUCGAAAGAAGCGAAUGUACCAUGAUUUUCAAUGAAAGAGUUGAAAUUAGUUGAAUUGGUGGUUAUUUGAUUCGAAAUGAAUUCACAUGUUUAUUUGAUAA
Notodromas monacha is the source of this 1054-nucleotide messenger RNA. The record is from the annotation of a GenBank genome assembly. Lineage: Eukaryota; Metazoa; Arthropoda; Ostracoda; Podocopida; Cyprididae.